UACGAACUGUGAGACAGAUCGAAUGGUUCGAUAGAUCGGCAGCGUAACCCUACGCACAACAACCCACAUCGAGAUCAGUUGUGGGUGGGGGGCCGAUUUCAAUGAGUCAAUUUUUUUGCAAUCAUGCUCUCUUGCGGGAGCUCGUGUGGUCGAAUAAGUUGGAAGGCUGAUUCCAACCUUCAUUAUUGGCAAAGCUCGACAGGCUAAGUUGGGGUGGGGAGAGUGUUUUUUUUCUGUUUACAGCGGCGACGCUUGCGAGAAAUGUAAUCGUUAUCGUCGUCGUCACGAACAUUGUAUGUGUGUGGGUUUGUGUGAGAGAGAGGGAGAAAGAGAGUGAGAGUGCAUGUUUAUUGAGAAUUGGGGCUUGAAGUGCGAGACUGGGAGUGACUUGGAGCUUGAACUCGAAGUGGCAGUAGCAGUGGGAGGUUUUUGCAACUCGUCACUACGGCGUAAGGAGGGCUUCAGGGUGUGAGAGAGCAAGCUUACGUGGUCGCAAUCCCAAUGCAGGUUUUAACAGUUUCGCGAGGACCUCAUCGCAUUUUGGGGCUAUGAGACGGCUCAAGCGAAGGAGCAGUGAGGGCGAGGCUGGAUCUCGUUGAGAUGCGACGGGGUUUUCAGAAAUGCGAGUAGGCAUUCAGUGAUUUGAUUGUUGUUGCCUCGGGGAGGGGGAAAUGUGGCAUUUGUAGGGGUUUGGGAGUUCGCGAGGAUGAAUUCCGGUGUGAGAUAGCUUAAGGGGGGUGGGACAUAUUCACGUCCCGGCGGCGUCGAGGAAGGGUCAUCAUCUUCUGCUUAUGCCGUGGAAGGAUCAAUCGAGAAACGGCGCUGCUGAUACGAAAGACACAAGCAGGGAGACAUGGCGAAGCACGCAUCCGUCUCCCCGAGUUUAGGUUCCCAAGUGCGUAUACCGCAGCGUUAUAUCACGGUGCUGUUAACGUUCGUUUGUACCUGUGUGUGUUACAUCGAGAGAGUGGGAUUCUCGGUGGCGUACACAGCGGCUGCUAACGAGGCCGGGGUAGGGGAGGCAGUCAAGGGUCAAAUUUUGUCCACUUUCUUCUAUGGGUACGCACUCUCGCAGGUGCCUGGCGGGUGGGCUGCGCAGCGAUGGGGAGGACGGAGGGUCUUACUAAUGUCGUUUGUUUUGUGGUCUUGCACUUCCGCCCUUACCCCUACGGAAGCCUCCUCCGUGACGGGUAUGGUAGUGGCGAGGCUGCUCGUGGGUGUGGCUCAGGGUUUCAUUUUCCCGUCCAUACACACAGUGCUAGCGCAGUGGGUGCCACCCCACGAAAGAUCGCGGUCGGUCUCGCUCACCACCUCAGGUAUGUACUUCGGCGCUGCAGCUGGGAUGCUGUUCCUUCCUGGCCUGGUUGCAAUGCAAGGCCCUAAGGCUGUGUUCCGUGCCGAAGCACUAAUGGGCGUCUCAUGGGCACUGCUGUGGCUCAAAUAUUCCUGCGACCCGCCUCGGUCGGAGCUCCCAAAAGCAUCUGCCGCAGGAUUUGGCGCUUCGACGGCCUUUGAGCGCGCAAAGCUGCUGAAUCCUGCGCAACUCGCAGAUGAAAAUGGCGAAACCGCGGUAAAGAAGAAGGCGAAACUCAGCGGAGGCAUACCUUGGAAGCGGAUUCUCUUGAGCAUGCCAGUCUGGGCCAUAGUUGUGAACAAUUUCACCUUCCAUUACGCGCUCUACGUGCUGAUGAACUGGUUACCGACGUAUUUUGAGAAAGGUCUAAACGUGAGCCUCCACAACAUGGGAUUCUCGAAGAUGCUACCGUACCUUGUGAUGUUCAUCUUUUCCAACGUGGGUGGCAUCGUGGCUGACCAUUUUGUAACCACCCGGAUCUUUUCUGUGACAAAUACUCGCAAGCUUCUCAACUCCAUUGGGUUUGCCACCGCUGCCGCGGCGCUCAUGGUGAUGCCUACAUUGCGGUCCACAUCCAGCGCAGUCCUCUGCUCUUCGGUGGCACUGGGCGCUUGUGCACUGUCCAGGGCGGGGUUCGCUGUCAACCAUUUGGACAUUGCCCCGAAGUACGCUGGCAUUGUGAUGGGUGUGUCCAACACCGCAGGUACAUUGGCUGGUAUUGUGGGCGUCGCAGCUACUGGCCGCAUUUUAGAAGCCUCGGAACUGGGCCCCUCUGAUCCCAGCAGCUGGUUCAUGGUGUUCGCGACUCCGGCCUUGCUGUCUGUGAUCAGCGCUCUUUUCUUCAUUGGAUUUGCCACUGGCGAGAGAAUUUUUGAUUAGCUUUUAGUUCCAUUCUGUUAGAUAGCUGCGGCCCAGGUUGUUGCAACCUGUAGCCAAUCAUUUUUUUGGCUUCGUAUUAAUUAGCCAUUGCCAUAGCCUUUGACCCACUGACAUAAACAUUGUAGAGGCAGACAUUUCUGUGCAGAGCAGGUUCAUCAGGAGCCGGACUUUGUGUUGCGCUGUAUUAGGGGCUCAGCAUCACAGUCCGCACUUUGCAGGCUUAGCCUUCCGGAUGUUCUUGGUCACGUCAAGGCCUCUAGAAUGCGUAUUUAUUUUGAAUGGAUUUUAAAAUUCCACACAGAACUUGAUAUCAAUCAACUUGAGAUUAUUUUUCCAAUUUC
Messenger RNA from Physcomitrium patens, 2574 nucleotides. RefSeq names its product putative anion transporter 5. The record is from RefSeq and is a predicted model, not a curated record. Gene Ontology annotation, molecular function: transmembrane transporter activity. Gene Ontology annotation, biological process: transmembrane transport. NCBI's taxonomy places the organism in Eukaryota, Viridiplantae, Streptophyta, Bryopsida, Funariales, Funariaceae.